This is a messenger RNA of Paracoccidioides brasiliensis Pb18, 447 nucleotides long. Its product is annotated as histone. The record is from RefSeq and is a predicted model, not a curated record. Gene Ontology annotation, cellular component: nucleosome. Gene Ontology annotation, biological process: nucleosome assembly. The transcript has 4 exons. Gene Ontology annotation, molecular function: protein heterodimerization activity; structural constituent of chromatin; DNA binding. The coding region runs from base 1 to 447 and encodes 148 amino acids.
AUGACUGGACUCGCGUCGUUGCCAUCGUUAUCGUCGUCAUCGUCGUGGUUUAGAUGUUGUUCCUGGGCUUUCCCAGCUAUUUGGCAUCGGUCCCUACACGCUAGUCCUAAUCGGGUUAUACACCACGCCGCCUUUGGGGAGCCAUGCGGCAAAGGCGGCAAGGGUCUCGGAAAGGGUGGUGCAAAGCGCCACCGCAAGAUCCUUCGCGAUAACAUCCAGGGCAUCACCAAGCCUGCCAUCCGUCGUCUGGCCCGUCGUGGCGGUGUCAAGCGUAUAUCUGCCAUGAUCUAUGAAGAAACCCGCGGCGUCUUGAAAUCCUUCCUCGAAUCCGUCAUUCGCGACGCAGUCACGUACACCGAGCACGCGAAGAGGAAGACUGUCACGUCUCUCGAUGUCGUCUAUGCGCUGAAGAGACAGGGUCGUACCCUGUACGGAUUUGGUGGAUAG